This is a messenger RNA of Sugiyamaella lignohabitans, 348 nucleotides long. RefSeq lists its product as uncharacterized. Bases 1 to 348 code for a protein of 115 amino acids. NCBI's taxonomy places the organism in Eukaryota, Fungi, Ascomycota, Dipodascomycetes, Dipodascales, Trichomonascaceae. The record is from RefSeq and is a predicted model, not a curated record. The transcript has a single exon.
AUGUCAGUGAGCUUUGAGGAUAUCAGGGCGUCAACAGUCUAUAAACUAGCUAAGGCCAGUUGGUUACUAGAAAAUAAUGGGCCAAAUGGCGAACUAGGGCAUGAAUCGGCCCAAAAGUUUUCCACAAAGAUUGUUUCCAACAUUUAUCGAAAACUUGAAAGCGAUGAAGAUCACGAAAUUAACCUCGAGAGCCUAAAAUAUCUGAAAUGUUUAGAGUGCUAUCUAUGGCCCAACCUGUCUGAAGAGUCUACAGAUGACCAUAUUGUGUCAAUUGCUAUCCUAUCCACUCAAAAUGAAGAAGCGUGGAGUAAGUUAACUGAACCAAACCGUUUAGAUUACAAAAACUAA